AACACUACUUGAUUAGUCCUGGAACCUGAGUGGAGAAGCAGCGAAAGCAACUUUGUUUUCGUUUGUUCGAGGCGAUCGGCGUCCACGCCAAGAGCUGCGAUCGAAUCUGCAAAGGUGAUCGAGAAAACCGCGCCGAGGUUUGAACAUAAAUCGAAAAAGGAACGGAGACAAGAAAUGUCGAACCUCCGACUUCGUCUUUGCCAAUUGCCUCGUUCGACGGGAAGCGUGCCCUAAUUAGCUGUUUUGCCACAAAACGAGUGAACGGCCGAUUGGCAGGCAGGACGGUGGUUUCCCUACCCGGGCCGGACAACAGCAACCGGCCACUCCCAAGAAACGCACCCACCGAGGCACAACUAAGGGAGACGCCGCACCUCAAAUUUAGGAGCGAAGAAGCCUUUUGGAUUCAAGGCGAAACAUCUUCAACAAACAAGAACAGUCCAGAUGCCUUGAUUCAACCUUUGCGGAAAGUCUUGCAAGCCUCCGCCCCAUCCUCCGUCGGCGUUUUCUUUUCAAUACUGAAAACCUCAACUCCUGCAGAAUUGGGUGUGAUGGAGUGAGAAUGGGGCGAGGCAGCGUCAAAAGCGGCUUCAGCCCCGGAGGCUGAUGCGCCGUCUCCAUCGGCCCGCCAGAAUGCACGUAGCGUCGGUUGGCGUCAGUAAGGUCGGCUUCCUGUUUUCUCUCGUGCUCUGCGGCCUCCUCUUGUUGCUCAUCCCAGCCCUCCAACCCACGGCUCGCCAGGCGGACCUGCCCCAGCCCCGACCUCAGGUCAAGACCCCGGCCUACGCUUUACAGCACGAUCGUGGGCUUCCCACAGUGUCCGAUUCUGCCGGGGGCACAGAUCGGGCCACAGGGUUGAAUAUAAGCUCAGGACGGUUGAACGGUACCGUUGAGACUGAACUUUUUGGGACUGAUGACUACAGGGGGCCGUACUCCGAUGCGGUUUCCGUCCCUGAAGGACGAGGCCAAAUACUUCCUGGAUCUAGAUCACGGGACCUGUUGGAAUUAAAGGACAUUUUUAUUGCAGUUAAAACCACCAGGAAGUACCACAAGUCCAGACUGGAGCUGCUGAUUCAGACCUGGAUAUCUCAGGCUAAAGAACAGACCUACUUAUUCUCAGACGGGGAGGACAAAGAGCUGCGGCUGACAAAAGGUGUAAACAUCAUUAACACGAACUGCUCCGCGGCUCACACUCGACAGGCUCUUUGCUGCAAGAUGUCUGUUGAAUAUGACAAAUUCAUUGAGUCUCAGAAGAAGUGGUUCUGUCAUGUGGAUGAUGACAACUAUGUGAUCCUACCGAGCCUGUUGCAACUGCUGUCUUCCUACCACCACAGCCAGGAUGUGUACCUUGGUCGGCCCAGUCUCGACCAUCCUAUAGAAGCUGCGGAGAGGGUCAAGAGCAAUGGAUUGGUGUCAGUCAAGUUCUGGUUUGCAACAGGUGGAGCGGGUUUCUGUAUCAGCCGAGGUCUGGCACUGAAAAUGAGUCCGUGGGCCAGUUUGGGGAAUUUCAUCAGCACCGCAGAGAAGAUCCGGCUCCCGGAUGAUUGCACCAUCGGCUACAUUAUUGAGGCUCUGCUGGAGGUCAAAUUAAUAGACACACAUCUCUUCCACUCCCAUCUGGAGAAUCUCCAGAAGCUUCCCACUGACAAUGUGUUGGAGCAGGUGACACUCAGCUAUGGAGGCUAUGAGAAUAGAUGGAAUGUGGUCAGCAUCGUUGGAGGCUUUUCACUGGUUGAAGACCCAACAAGGUUUAAGACAGUCCACUGCCUACUAUAUCCUGCUACUGACUGGUGUCCAAAGCCCAAACCGCAUAACAAAACAUGACUUCCAGCAGCUCUAAUAAGCAUUCAAAGUGCUACCGUGUUCUGCUGAGAUCAAGCAACCUUUAGCCAGGAAUUCUUCACGACUGACAACUUGAAUUCAAGGCUGGCUCACCUCCUACCUCACGCGUGUUUGACAUGAUAGAAUCCUUUGCCGAAACACAUCCUCGAUACAAAGCCUUGGCUUAUAAAGUCGGAGAUGAGCUGCAAGUGGUUAAUGGCGUCUAGCGCAUCCGGAGCUUCUUUGACGCAAGUGUGCGACGACGCAAGGAAGAAGGACAAAGGUACCAUGGACGCAAUCAUGCUAUGUUGUUUGUUUGAAGUGCAAAACAUUUUCUUCUACAGCCCUAUUUCCACCAAGCAGUACAGUUUGAUUCAGUCCCUCUUGGUACACAAUGUUUUCCAUUUCUUUCUCUUUUUAUUACACUAUAUAUAUAUAUAUACAGUAAAUAUCUAUUAUAAGAAGUUGCUCAAAAGACAUGGAAGACUCAAGAAUGAGAUGAGGUACUUUACAUGUAUAUAAGGAAUGAGCUUAAGAGUAUUAUUUAGGAUUUGUUUGCUUGUUUGUUUUUUUGUUUUUACCAGGUGCCGAUGACAACAAAACUUGCAAGAUUUUAUAUCCAGUGUUUUUAAUGUGUUUUUAACACAUGAUCAUAAAUGUCAUCCAGUUGCGCUUUCGAUGUUUGCGUACAAGGCCCACGUAUUGUUUUUGCACGAUUUGGACUGCGUACGUUUGGUGGGAUGCGAGAUGCUCUUUGCCAAAGUCAUUCUCCAUGCGGUCAUUAAACGUGAACUGCAUACGAGCGCCAACGGGAUCAAGAGUCCGAAUUUGGAUGUCACAGAGCCGACCAAACAAAUGUCAACAACAGUUUCCCUAAAAUUGGAUGUUGGAUUUUUGUCAUUUUGACUCGUGCAUCUUUAUUACCAAAUACAUGCAAAAUGUAACAUUACGUUAUGUUCAUCGAUGCAGCGUGAGCCGGAGAAUGUUUUUCUCAUACACUAUUACCUCUCUGUCAAAGUCUAGCCUGAGAUGAACUUGACGUUUUUUUUUUUUUUCAAAGAUGCACUAGUGCAACUAUUCCGGUCUGAGAUCCGACAAGUUUUUGACCCGGGUUAGUAUAGUACGUGGCAUUGCAGGUUUGACAACUCUGGUGAAUUAUUUGGCUCCACUCCACCAAAAAUCAGUAUUCCUACUUGUUUCUUUCCAUCUAUUAUGAUGUUUUUUUUUUUUUUUAUAUAUAAUUUUUUUAUUUUGCACACAGGCCUAGAAUGGCAAAUCUACACGCGUGUCACUGCAGGUCGGUGCUUGGGGCUGUGAUGUGA
Molecule: messenger RNA, 3140 nt
Organism: Phycodurus eques (leafy seadragon)
Lineage: Eukaryota; Metazoa; Chordata; Actinopteri; Syngnathiformes; Syngnathidae
Gene: rfng
Product: RFNG O-fucosylpeptide 3-beta-N-acetylglucosaminyltransferase
Exons: 9
Coding region: 604-1821 (405 amino acids)
Biological process (GO): regulation of Notch signaling pathway
Cellular component (GO): membrane
Molecular function (GO): O-fucosylpeptide 3-beta-N-acetylglucosaminyltransferase activity
Source: RefSeq, a predicted model, not a curated record